Molecule: messenger RNA, 1305 nt
Organism: Prunus persica (peach)
Lineage: Eukaryota; Viridiplantae; Streptophyta; Magnoliopsida; Rosales; Rosaceae
Product: protein THYLAKOID FORMATION1, chloroplastic
Exons: 5
Coding region: 110-973 (287 amino acids)
Biological process (GO): thylakoid membrane organization; protein import into chloroplast thylakoid membrane; photosynthesis
Cellular component (GO): chloroplast thylakoid
Source: RefSeq, a predicted model, not a curated record
AAUUAUUUUAUAAAUUAAAAUCCUAAAACCCACCAAAUUCUCUCUUCCUCUCCACUAUGCUUAAAAUUUUCCCGGAAAAUUUCCAACUCUAAUACUCUCUCUUCCAAAAAUGGCUGCCGUUGCUUCUCUCUCUUUCUCUGCCCUGAGUCAGUGUUCUGAUAGAAAAUCGGUAAUAUCUUCUACUCGGAAUUUGGCUUACAACUCCGAAGGUCUCCGGCUCCGUACGAGCUUUUCCUGCAAUAAUGGUGGUGUUCGAGCAUCGAGUUCGAGUUCUCGUAUGAUGAUUCAUUGCAUGUCAGGCGCGUCAUAUGCGCCUACUGUAGCUGACACAAAGUUGAAUUUUCUUAAAGCGUAUAAGCGACCAAUCCCUAGUGUUUACAACACUGUGCUGCAGGAGCUGAUUGUCCAACAGCAUUUGAUUAAGUACAAGAAGUCAUACCGGUAUGAUCCCGUGUUCGCCCUUGGUUUUGUCACUGUAUUUGAUCAACUCAUGGAUGGAUACCCCAGCGAUGAGGAUCGAGAGGCAAUCUUCCAAGCUUACAUCGAAGCAUUGAAUGAGGACCCAGAGCAAUACAGAAUUGAUGCACAAAAGUUGGAAGAGUGGGCUCGGGCACAAACUUCCAGUUCAUUAGUUGAGUUCCCAUCCAGAGAAGGAGAAAUUGAGGGGACAUUGAAGGACAUUGCAGAAAGGGCAGCAAGCAAAGGAAGUUUUAGCUACAGUCGUUUCUUUGCUGUUGGGCUCUUUCGUCUUCUCGAAUUGGCCAAUGCAACUGAACCAACAAUAUUAGAAAAGUUAUGUGCAGCCUUAAACAUUGACAAAAGAAGUGUGGACCGGGACCUUGAUGUGUACCGCAAUCUGCUUUCCAAGCUGGUUCAGGCAAAAGAACUUCUAAAGGAAUAUGUGGCCAGGGAGAAGAAGAAAAGAGAAGAAAGGGUUGAAAAUCAGAAGGCCAAUGAAGCAGUUACAAAAUGAAUGGGAGACUACCAAUAUGUUCGCCAGUAGUCGGAGUGAUGCCUCCUUCAAAGCUGGUCACUCUCCGCGAAGCUGCAGAUCCCCAAAUCUUUGAGGUAGAGUUGGAGUUUUUACACUUAGGCAUGUACCUUUCCACCGACUUGUAGGUUUGCAGUUAGUGUAUUGCUUGCAGUGGUGCUCCAGCAACAGCCUAUGUUCCCACAUGUCUACAUAUUUACUUUUUAUUAUUACCUUUUGUUUAAAAAAAAAAAAAUUGUAUUAUAGCUUGUAACUACAAUUCUCGAUUUGCAAUAUUUGAAUCGGGUUCUCCACAGUAAAGCUAAGUGCUAGUC